Miscanthus lutarioriparius is the source of this 891-nucleotide messenger RNA. The record is from the annotation of a GenBank genome assembly. NCBI's taxonomy places the organism in Eukaryota, Viridiplantae, Streptophyta, Magnoliopsida, Poales, Poaceae.
AUGGACUCCCGCUUCGGCUUCCGUUUCUCCUCCGGCGACGUGCGGUCCGGGAGCUCGCUGUCGCUAGGUGAGCGCCUCUGCGCGGUCUUUUUCCCCUUCAUCGCCAUCGCCGAGGCCGUUUUCUUCGCCUUCACCAACUGCCUCGCGGACCUCUGCCCCGACUUCAGCUCCUCGGCCUCCGGCGCGGGCGCGUCCUCCUCCGCCGCCAAGAACAGUCGGAGCAACCAUCACCACCACCACCACCACUACAGACCUUUCCUACGCCGCGCCGCUGCGGGUGGAUGGACCUCCCUCAACCUCCGCCAGCUCGCACGCCUCGCCGACGAGUCCCGAUGCUUCUCCGUGAACGAGGUGGAGGCGCUCUUCGAGCUCUACAAGAAGAUCAGCUGCUCCAUCAUCGACGACGGCCUCAUCCACAAGGAAGAACUCCAGCUGGCAUUGUUCAAAACUCCAAGUGGCGAGAAUCUUUUUCUUGAUAGGGUUUUUGAUUUGUUUGAUGAGAAGAAAGAUGGUGUGAUCGAGUUUGAUGAGUUUAUUCAUGCUCUAAGUGACUUCCAUCCCUUGGCACCAAUGGAAGGCAAGAUUGAUUUUGCAUUCAGGUUGUAUGACUUGAGGCAAACUGGGUUUAUUGAACGUGAAGAGGUUAAGCAAAUGGUAAUUGCUUUUUUGAAGGAAUCUGAUGUGAAAUUAUCAGAUGACCUACUUGAGGCCAUUAUAGAUAAGACAUUUGAAGACGCUGAUGCAGAUAAGGAUGGAAAAAUAAAUCAAGAAGAGUGGAAGGAUUUUGUGUUACGCCACCCUUACCUGUUGAAGAACAUGACACUACCUUAUCUGAGGGACAUCACAACCGUCUUCCCUAGUUUCGUCUUCAACACAGAAGUGGAUGAUUAA